Molecule: messenger RNA, 387 nt
Organism: Apaloderma vittatum (bar-tailed trogon)
Lineage: Eukaryota; Metazoa; Chordata; Aves; Trogoniformes; Trogonidae
Product: sodium/potassium-transporting ATPase subunit beta-1-interacting protein 2-like
Exons: 3
Biological process (GO): regulation of sodium ion transport
Source: RefSeq, a predicted model, not a curated record
AUGGACGUUAACGGUGGAGUAAACGUCCACCUGCAGCCCAUGGAGGACCCCCGUGACAGAGCAUGUGGAUGCCUGAAGGAGGGUGUGUCUCCGUGGCAAGACCAUGAUGGAAGCCGGCUUCUGACAGGACCUGUGGCCCCAUGGAGAGAGGAGUCCAUGCGGGAGCAGGUUUCUGUGCUCGAGAGGCAGAUAUUUGACUUCCUUGGUUAUCAGUGGGCACCCAUCCUGGCAAAUUUUAUACACAUUAUUAUAGUCAUACUUGGCUUAUUUGGAACCAUCCAGUAUAGACCUCGCUACAUAACUGGAUAUGCCGUCUGGCUGGUCCUUUGGGUUACGUGGAAUGUGUUUGUUAUCUGCUUCUAUUUGGAGGCUGGGGACCUUUCAAAG